Ooceraea biroi (clonal raider ant) is the source of this 2536-nucleotide messenger RNA. RefSeq names its product failed axon connections (gene fax). Gene Ontology annotation, cellular component: cytoplasm. Lineage: Eukaryota; Metazoa; Arthropoda; Insecta; Hymenoptera; Formicidae. The record is from RefSeq and is a predicted model, not a curated record.
CGGGCGAGCAGCGACGGGAAGGAGCGAACCGGCCGGCGAGCAGAGAGAGGCGACGAGUGCUUGGCGACGUAUGGUUUGUGUGGUGCGCGCUACCGUCGAGAUAGGCUCUCCGGAGUGCACGCGAUCGAGACGAGGCACAUCCCAGCUUGUGAAUCUCAGGCGAGAUAUAUCGAUAUAUCGCGAGCAGGAGUGAUCGCCGCGUAAGUAGUAAGAGCCGCGGGUAGUGAAGAGAAUAAUAGAGGAGACAGAGGAAAGCAAGGGGAGCGCAACCGCCGCAGCAGCGAGAGCGACAACAGCGCAAGAAUGACGAUGGCAACCGAGACGGAGAACAACGGCCCGGAGAGCAAGGAGAUCAAGGACGUGAAGGAGAUGAAGGAGGCGCUGAAGGACGACGCGCCACCGGAUAACAAGCAGGAGGAGAAGGACGCCGCGAAGAAGGACGAGGCGGCCGGCAAGAAGGACGACGACGCCGCGGCCGCCGCCACCGCCGGCGCCGCUGCCGGAGCGGCCGCGGCGCCGGCGAAGGCCAGCACCGUGCAUCACCCCGACUACGAGAAGGACGUUGUUUACUUGUAUCAGUUCCCGCGGACGCCGCUGCUACCGUCCUUAUCGCCGUACGGUCUCAAGGUGGAGACGUGGUUGCGGCUGAACGGCAUCAAAUACGAGAAUGUUGAUCACAAGAUGAAAUUCCGCUCCAAGAAGGGCCAGCUGCCGUUCGUCGAGCUGAACGGCGAGGAGAUCGCGGACAGCACCAUCAUCCUGCGCGAGCUGAGUCAGAAAUUCGGCAAGGAUCUGGACGCCGGUCUAACGUCCGAGCAGCGAAGCGUCUCCCAUGCCAUGAUAUCGAUGAUCGAGAACCACCUCGUCUGGGUGGUCGCGUGCUGGCGCACGAAGAAUUUGGAUCAAGUGCUGAAGGGCUACAAGGUCAACCUGCAGCUCGCCCUCGGCUCCCGCAUACCCAACGCGAUUCUGAACUUCUUUUUCAAGCUCACGUUCGGACGUAAGUUGGAUUGCUUACAGGGUGCGAGGAAAGUGAAGGCUCAGGGAAUGGGCGUACAUAGUCCGGAGGAGGUGUCCCAGUUUGGCUGCACCGAUCUCCAGGUGCUCUCGGACACGCUUGCUGACAAGCCGUUCUUCUUCGGGGACGAGCCAACUACCAUGGACGUGGUCGCGUUCGCGCAUCUCGCUCAAAUCUUGUACAUCGACAAAGACACGCCCUACAGCCUGCGAGAUUACAUGGUGGAGAACUGUCCCAACUUGGUCGGCCAUUGCUCGCGCGUCAAGGAACGAUGCUUCCCGGAUUGGGACGAAAUCUGCUCCAGCCUGGACAUGAACACGCAUCUGCCGAAGCCCGAGAAGCAGGAGGAGAAGGAGGGCAAGGAGGAGGCGAAGGAGUCCAAAGAGUCUAAGGAAGAGAAGGAGGGUGACAAGGAGAAGGCGGACAAAGAGGAAAAGGAAGUCGAGAAGGACAAGGAGGUUGACGAGAACAAAGAAAAAGAGAAGGAUGGCAAAUAAGCGGUCUUGUUGUAGAGGAAAGUAAUAAGCCGUUUCAAGGAUUUAAAGGCGAAGAAUCGCGAAGGUGUGCUGGCGAAUGAAUAAAGAUAAAUAGAAAGAGAGAGAGAGAGAGAGAGGGACAGUCGAUCAUGAACAAGAGUGUGCGUAUGUGUGUGCAUGGUUGUAUGAAUGUAGAAACGAGGAUGGUGCAGAGAGCGCGUGCAGCAUGAUGACGAAGGAAGGGAGUUGCCGGAAGUGAAAGAUUGUGCGAGAGAAAAAGGAAGAGAGGGGGGGGAGGGAGGGAGAGAGAGAGGGAACGUAUGAAAAAAGAAGAGAGAGAGAGAGAAAAAAGAGAGAUGAAAUUGAGGACUAGAGCUCUCUACUUAUACGUAUAGAUAUUAAUAGACUCAUGUAUAAUGUUAAUACUUCGUUUAUAUACGUUCAAUACGCGUCACGCGUUACUUCACAUUUACACACUCGGAACACAUACCACACACACAUACACACAACUGGAGCGACUAUUCUCUAACCCACGCCCUUUUUACGCUCUGCUAAGGACAAACGAAAACGGGGCUAUCUCAUAAGUCAUUAGAAACGUAGGGAUUGCAAUAUACGAACUGCAAUAGUCUGACGCAGCUGGGGUCUUUAUCGACAGUGGCCAAAUGCAAUAUAGCGUAUGCUAUAAGAUACAAGUAGUUACGGAAGAAGAAGAAGAAGAGAAGAAGAAGAAGAAGCGAAGGUAGGGUCGCGCGACAACAUACCAAUCUCCGCCUUCCGGGCGACGAGAGCGUCCUACUUCGCUUCUCUCGACGAUCCUUGCUGUGCAAAGUUACCUUGCGCCUCGCGCGCAACGUAACGCAAUUUUUUUUUCUUCGAUUUAGUUGGCGUUUUAUUAUCUCCUUUUUUCCCCUUUUUUUACGUUCAUGUACGUGUAUCGCGCGUUUUACUUUCACUCACGCUCACGCGUUGGAUGAAGUUUUUAAAAGAUUUUGUAGCAUAAUAUAUAUAUAAAUAAAUAUGAGAUUUUAUGAUGUAUCAUUAA